Meloidogyne enterolobii is the source of this 1020-nucleotide messenger RNA. The record is from the annotation of a GenBank genome assembly. NCBI's taxonomy places the organism in Eukaryota, Metazoa, Nematoda, Chromadorea, Rhabditida, Meloidogynidae.
AUGGACCGUCUAAACAGGAUAAGCACAACCUCCUCUUCUGCUAUUACAGAGUGUAUAGAAUUGGCAAAAAAGUGCAAUAAUGUUGCGGAAACAAUUAUUCGGUUUUGUAGCAAUUUAAUUUCUGAACAUCAUUACUUGCAUCAGGGUUGGAAGGCAGUCAUCGCAAAUUUAGAUGACAGCAUUUCUCGCACCCAAAAAUACCUUCAACGCUCUAAAAGACAGGCAGAAAAGUUGGAAAUUAUCCGGACAAAAGGACGCGUUCUCUUGGGAGAUUUUGACAAUGUUAUUGAAGUUCUUUCAAAGAUAACGAUCCCUUCCUCUCUCCUUUCACCACCUCCAGCACAGCAAUUAACUCCUUCCUCUCCUGACAGUGAUACAAAUUCAACAACUUUCACCUCCUCUGAAGAAAUAACUUUAUUUGAUUGGCUUUCAUCUAAAGACCCAGCUUAUUCUCUAAAUUCUUUAUCCCAAUUAAUGCUCGAUCAUUUGGAGAAAACGGAUGAUACUGAUUUAAUAGAAGCUACAUCUUUCUUUACAAUCGUUCAAGGGGUUUCUACAAAAGCACAAUAUCGAGAAAUUGGAGGGAUUGAUAAAAGAUUGACUACUUUGAGGAGUAAAUUUCAACAUCUGGAAGGAAUUCUCGCACAAGUACGCGAAAUUUCCAACAGAAUUAUUCAACCAAUAAUUCAAGAUAGCACACAAAACAUUGCAAAUUGGCAAAAACAACGCCUAAAUGAAUUAAAACAACCACUUAAACAUAUUUACGAUUUUGCAAUUUCUUUUAUUGAUUCAAAAGAGGAAGUCGUUAAAAAUAUUUCUCAACGAUUUUCUACUUGGGUUAGACAGGCUUAUGAAAGAUUGGACAGGGCAAACAAGAAAUUGGUUGUAUUUGAGGAAAAAUAUUCUGGAUUGCGACAAAGAUUGGAUCUUGUACGACAGAUUAAAGAAGCACCAAAUAUUUAUAUGUUAGCAGUUCCAGAAGUUAUAAGAAGGGAAGAGCUGAGAAAGGUUAUUAUUUAA